Molecule: messenger RNA, 1060 nt
Organism: Daphnia magna
Lineage: Eukaryota; Metazoa; Arthropoda; Branchiopoda; Diplostraca; Daphniidae
Product: globin C, coelomic
Exons: 4
Coding region: 215-799 (194 amino acids)
Molecular function (GO): heme binding; oxygen binding
Source: RefSeq, a predicted model, not a curated record
GUCUCCGAAACUCUAGCUUGUACCACGUACACCACAGAUCACUGCCGAAAAAGAAGCGUAGUUCAACAGGAAAGUGUCACAGCUGUAUCAGCGUGAUGGCUUCAAAAACUGCUUUCGAUUACACUAGCUCGCAUAGCAAUCUGUAUAACCCAAACCAAAGAGUUUAAGUACAAAGUGGGGAAAACUUGCUCAACACGUUCCCAAAUUCGACGUCAUGUUUAUCCAUUUAUUCACUAUACUAUUCGUGGUCUACCCGCAGUUUCGUUCGGUGCAAGCAGAAUGUCCUCGUGGCUACAAAGCGAGUUCAUCGGGCGGCAGGAGCGCAGCUGCAAAAUCGGAGAGCCAGAGGAUCCUGGAGAAUUUCCUUAACGAAAGGGACGAGGCCACCAUCCGUUCCACUUGGAAUACUGCCAAAAAAAAUGACAACAUCGGUCCAAAAACAUUUCUACGUUACUUUGAACUGAAGCCCGAAGCGCAAAAAAUGUUCCCGGCGUUUGCAGAAGUUGACCACAUGAAGUUGCCAACAAAUGAGGACUUUCUCGCUCAAGCAAAGAGUUGUGUAUCCGGGUUGAACUCAUACGUAGAGCACCUCGGUAAAAAUCCCCAAAACUGCCCAUUCAUCGCUAAAGCAAAAGGAAAAUAUCAUCAUGAAGAUCUCAAGCUUCUAGGAGUGACACUCAUGGGAGUGUUGGAAGAAGAGUUAGGAAAGGGCUUCACUGAUGAAUCAAGGGAAGCAUGGAGAAAGGGACUUCAUGCCAUGAACGAAGCCGUCUCGAAAAAACAUGCUUCGAGACGUUGAUCCUUUGUGGUUCAAACCGUAUAUGCAAGUUGUCCAACCAAGUAGAAGUUUUAUCAAGUGAUUGUGAAACAUGAACAUAUAACAUAGGCAACAUUUAUUCAGGGGUAUUAGUAAGUUUGGUGAGGGAAGACAGUUUACUCUUCGAAUAAUAAGUAAUCUACAAAUUGGGGCAUAGUGGGAUUUUUCCCAUAACACCUUACAAUACAAUCACACUGAAAUGUAAACUCACUGUAAUAGAUUACACAAGCUUACACAAAUUUA